Messenger RNA from Danaus plexippus (monarch butterfly), 5134 nucleotides. It is a transcript of the gene Gprk1, whose product is annotated as G protein-coupled receptor kinase 1. Gene Ontology annotation, molecular function: G protein-coupled receptor kinase activity; G protein-coupled receptor binding; ATP binding. Gene Ontology annotation, biological process: protein phosphorylation; regulation of signal transduction; G protein-coupled receptor signaling pathway. The coding region runs from base 364 to 2469 and encodes 701 amino acids. NCBI's taxonomy places the organism in Eukaryota, Metazoa, Arthropoda, Insecta, Lepidoptera, Nymphalidae. The record is from RefSeq and is a predicted model, not a curated record. The transcript has 16 exons.
ACUCCAAAGCAAAUUGAAAUGACGGGUCGUGGUGAAUGAUGGUGAAUGUGGGUUAUUUUAUCUUCAGCGUUUUAGUCUCAUAGGCUUGUGUAUAUGAAUAAACAAAGAAACUUUGAGACGUUUUUUAAAUGAGUUUCAUUAAAUCAAGUUUAGUGCCCGUAUGCACUUCUUACUUUAUUUUGAUAUUAGUAAUGUGUCAAUCUUCAUCAACAAAUGGUGUUAUAGAUCAGUGAACAGUAGUCAUGUGAAGAAGGUUAUGACUAAAACUCGGAAAUUAAAUUGGAAAUUUGGUGUGCAACUUGUGUUUGUGUACUGUGCGAGUGUCUAAUUAUUGGGUGAUAUAGGCGCUUAUUCAGUCUCAAAAUGGCGGACCUAGAGGCUGUACUGGCCGACGUCAGCUACUUGAUGGCAAUGGAGAAGUCGAAAUGUACUCCUGCAGCACGGGCCAGCAAAAAGAUAGUCUUACCUGACCCAAGUGUCCGUAGCGUGAUGCACAAAUACAUGGAGAAGAAAAACGAGGUUAAUUUCGACAAAAUAUUCAAUCAAGUCCUAGGUUAUUUAUUAUUUAAGGAAUUUUGCGAACAGACGUCUGACGAACCAGUGCCACAAUUAAAAUUCUAUGAAGAGAUAAAGUUAUACGAGAAACAGGAGUGCGUCGAGGAGAGACGAAGAAUCGCGAGGGAUAUAUACGACAAUUUUAUAAUGAAAGAACUUUUAGCACACUCGCAUGAUUAUUCCAAAGAAUGUGUAGCUCACGUUCAAAAAUAUUUAAUGAAACACGAAGUACCGCCAAAUCUAUUCGAGCCUUACAUCGAGGAAAUAUUUCAACAUUUGAGAGGGGAACCGUUUAAAAAUUUCUUAGAAAGUGAUAAAUAUACGAGGUUUUGUCAAUGGAAAAAUUUAGAACUAAAUAUACAAUUGACGAUGAACGACUUUAGCGUGCAUCGUAUUAUUGGCAGAGGGGGAUUCGGUGAAGUGUACGGAUGUAGAAAAGCCGAUACCGGUAAGAUGUACGCCAUGAAAUGCCUGGACAAGAAACGCAUCAAGAUGAAGCAAGGCGAGACUCUAGCCCUCAACGAGAGGAUCAUGCUCUCACUAGUCAGUACCGGGGUGGACUGUCCUUUCAUAGUGUGUAUGACGUACGCGUUCCAUACACCAGACAAGCUCUGCUUCAUACUGGACCUGAUGAACGGUGGGGAUCUCCACUACCACCUCUCCCAGCACGGUGUAUUCAACGAGGCUGAAAUGAAAUUCUAUGCAGCUGAAGUGAUAUUAGGUCUUGAACAUAUGCACAAGCGUCACAUAGUGUACCGUGAUCUGAAGCCAGCGAAUAUCCUGUUGGACGAGCACGGUCAUGUAAGGAUAUCGGACCUGGGGCUGGCGUGUGACUUCUCCAAGAAGAAACCUCAUGCCAGCGUUGGCACACAUGGAUACAUGGCCCCUGAGGUGCUCUCCAAGGGCACCGGAUAUGAUUCGUCAGCUGAUUGGUUCAGUUUCGGCUGUAUGUUGUACAAGCUGCUCAAAGGUCAUUCACCCUUCCGCCAGCACAAGACCAAGGAUAAACACGAGAUAGACAGGAUGACACUCACUAUGGUAAAUGUGGAGCUGCCGGAAUCAUUCAGUCCUAGUUUGAAAAGUUUAUUAGAAGGUUUACUGCAGCGGGAUAUCAAUAAACGUCUCGGCUGUAAAGGAAGAGGCGCUGAUGAAGUAAAGGAGCAUGUGUUCUUCGCUGGAAUCGACUGGCAGCAGGUGUACCAUCAGAAGUAUACUCCGCCUCUCAUACCGCCGCGAGGAGAGGUGAACGCCGCAGACGCCUUCGACAUCGGCAGCUUCGACGAGGAGGACACCAAGGGCAUCAAGCUGACAGAAGCAGAUCAAGCACAGUAUAAGGACUUUCCGCUCGUUAUAUCCGAACGCUGGCAGUCCGAGGUGGCGGAGACUGUGUUCGAGACUAUCAACCAGGAGGCCGAUAAAAUGGAAAUGAAGAAGAAAUCCAAGCAGAAGCAAAAGUUUGAUGCCGACGAAAAAGAAUCAGACUGUAUUCUCCACGGCUACAUAAAGAAACUCGGUGGGCCAUUCGCCAGCGCCUGGCAGACGCGGUACGCUAAGUUGUAUCCAAAUCGUCUGGAGCUACACCUGGAAAACAGCGCCAAACCUGAGAUGAUACUCCUGGAUACAGUCGAGGAGGUGUCCUCAGAUUUCGUGUCCAUUAAAAGCGAGCAGUGCAUCGUUCUACGGACUAGGAAUGAUACUAAAAUUGUACUCACGAACACUGAUGAGAUAGGUCUUAAGGAAUGGGCGUUGUCGCUGAGAUCGGCUCACAAGUGCUCCCAAGAACUUUUGGCGUCUAUGGCAAAGAAGGCCGGCAAGAUAUAUGGGACGGACGGCGCCAAAGAAUCUAUUGCCUUAGGAAGACCGCUUCCGGCCGCCUCGCCCGCGCUCACACGAGCUCCGAACGGAAGUAACUAGCACGAGCUUCCCGCGCCUAAUAAAGGCGCGAAGAUGUUCCGCCGCUCCAAGAGCGCGGCUCAACUCAUCAAGUGAGCUGAACAAGGAACAUAUGUCACAUAUGAAGUGUUCAAACUGGUAUGAGUUCAUUUACAUGAGUAUACAUUUAAACAAAACUAUAUCGUAUCAGAUUCAAUUAGUGUCGGAUCACUAACUAAGAAUGUUCGAAAUUUAAAAUGUUAAAAUGUCCGAUACAUAUAUUAAAUCUGAUGAUAUAGUUUUUUUUUUUUAAUGUAAAUGUCCGGACCGCGUUUGGAACUACAGUGGUGUGUUAGUGUCUGGUUCAUGAUUAUAAUAGAUUCGUGCUAUUAGUAAGAGCGUACGUAUAUUGUUAGUAUGGACUAUAGAGACUAUUAGGACUGCCAAUUAUUACUAAAUAAAUGCUGUUCGCAUUAACUUUGUUGAACGAAUUAAAAGAUAUAUAGUUGCAUACAAUUUAAUGAAAUGUAUAAAAAUUUAAUUCAUUUUACAGUGACUAUAUAACGAGGAAAACAUUUUGUAAUGGUAUGCACUGAAUAAAAUUUUUGUAAUUAUUAAUGUAAUAUUCUGGAUGUUGUAUUUAACUAUGUAAAGAUUAUAUUGAUUAAAUGCAAAAAUUAGCGGAUAUAGAAAAUAACUAUUUGUCUGUGUUUGUGCAAUAGAUAAAAAUACUAAAAUUAUUAUAAGUAAUUUGAAUUAAUGCCAUUGGUGAGUAAUAAUAAAUUAAUUAAAAAUAAAAAAAAUUAGAAUGUCUCGACAUUUCUAUUCAAAAUUAAAUUAAUAUGUAUAAUUAUAGAUGCUUCAAAUUAAUAAAGUAAUUGUAAUUAGAGAUUUCUAGCACUUCUGUUCCAACAAUCUAUUGCACACAGUGUAUAUAUAUGUAUAUAUAUACACAUAUAAUUGUAUUUAUGUUUACAUCUGGCUCUCUUGUGCAAAGUAAUAAGUUUAUUAUAUAUAUAUAUAUAUAUUAUAUUAUAUUAGCUAAAUCAAAUAUGCAGUUACGUUAUUUACUAUGAGGUACUUAAAUAAUAUAUUUGUUCAUGAUAUACAGUUGAAUAUGCAAUAAGUUUGUUAUUUAUUCAAAUAGAAUCCAUUGUAAGUAGGAUUAUAAAGAAAUCUCUUCUUUAUUAUACAUAGAGGCAAUACUUUUCUAACAAUCUUAGAUGUGGUUAUAGUUGUGAAGUAUUAGUGAAGUUAAAUGAUAUUCCAUGUUUGUGAGUUUAAUUUGGCCACGGGUUUGUGGUUUUUACAGUGACAUUUGUAUGUUUUGUAACAAUGCAAUUUAUUUUUCAAGGAAUGUACCGUGUCUGAUGCAGAUUUAGUUGUUCGUUGUUGCGGGAUAAACUUUUUUAAUAUAUUCAUAUAAGGUAACUGAUGCAUUGGACUCGCUUCUUCUUUAUUUUAUUUUUUAUCUAAAAUACUAUGCUAAUUUCAUAUGUAAUUUCUUCAUUUAAAAUCUCAUACAAGUAACACUACGUGGUUAGUACUAGCGAAUACAUGUAUGAGGUGAUUGAACAGUGUGCUGGUGUAAGUGUGGAUGAUAUCCUGGAUUCGUAGUCAUAGAGAAAAAAAAAAUAGCAUAAAAAUUGACGCAAUAAAAACUUUAAUUGUACAUAAUAUAUUAAAAUAAUUUAAGGUACAUGAACAACCUAUUAGCUAGUAUGUUAGGUAAUGCGAAGCAUGUUUUUUUUUUUCGCCGGUUAUAUUUCUCAUAGUAAACGGUUACUGGUUAGUUUUUGAUCGAUAUCAAAACCAGUGAGUAGAUAGUCGUAUUACGAGCAGUAUCACAAAUCAAGUAGUUUCAAUAUGUAAAUAGUUGGACAUUCAUUUGUAUUGUAUAAUGUUGGCUGAAAUUUUAAUAUAAACAUCAUAUAAAUUUUUUUUUUCUUCUAAUUUUUAAUUAACUUAUAGAUAAUUUAAUGCAACAAUAUAUAAUUAUGUUAAUAUUUUAAUGGUAAUUUUAUGUAAGUCGAGUUUUUUUUUUUUUUGUCUUAUAUAACUAAAAUAGAGCUUAAAGUAAGGAUAUUUAUUGUAUUUAUAAGUUUUGUUUUGUACCAUUUUAUAUAAAUAACACUUCAUUUGUUUACAAACCGUAUGUUAGUUGAAUUAAUUAGAUGCUAGUCAAUUGAAUUUACAGAAUUGGACAAUUUAAUGAAUUUAUUAUGAAAAUUGUAACGGCCUUAUGGCUCGAACAGUAUUAUAGGUUAGGUUGUUUGAUGAAAUCAUUCUUGCGGAUGUGAUAAAAAAUAUAUUUUUAUUUGUUUUUUAUCAAUCACUACGAGGCUUUAACAUACUUCUAUCGUUUAAUUAACUUAUAUAUAUCGGCUUCACAAAAAUGCUUUAGAAGCAGUCGCAUAGAGUUCAAAUAUUAUUAUGUUUUAAAAAUAAAAUAACAGGCCAAAAGUGGAGUUGGAAAUUCUCAACAUUCCAAUAUGCCAAAUUAGUAUUAUAAUAUAUGGAAGUGCAUUUAACUUUUAUUUUUCUUACAUGAUAUGUCCUGAUCGCACGUUUUGAAAUAGUGAGGUCGCCUGUUCCUGGACGAGUUCAGCUAGAUCUGUAUCAGACAACAUGUUAUCAUACAUACCUCUUUUAGAUAAUAUUUUUAUUGUGGACCUACAUUAUGUGUAGUAAAUUGUUUAUUUAAUUA